Messenger RNA from Syngnathus typhle (broad-nosed pipefish), 2784 nucleotides. RefSeq names its product leucine-rich glioma-inactivated protein 1-like. The record is from RefSeq and is a predicted model, not a curated record. NCBI's taxonomy places the organism in Eukaryota, Metazoa, Chordata, Actinopteri, Syngnathiformes, Syngnathidae. Gene Ontology annotation, biological process: myelination. Gene Ontology annotation, molecular function: protein binding. The coding region runs from base 205 to 1872 and encodes 555 amino acids. The transcript has 8 exons.
UCGGAUGGUGAUGCGAGCUCCGUCUGCUCCCGCUGGGCUUCCCCCACCUGCGCCCGUGCACACUUGCGCUCCCUCUUGUUGAGUGAGUGAGUCGAAUUAUUUGCCAUUUCUUUCUCUGCUGCGUGAUCCUCACCACGGAGAAGAGGCUCGCCGCGCGGAUAAACAAGCGGCUGCGGCGGAGGUGGAGGAGGAGGAGAGCGGUUGAUGCGCGGAGGACGCACCGGGAGGAGGAUGGCUCCCACACCGCGCCGAGCAUCCCCGUGGCUCGUCGCGCUCGCGCUCGUGCUGGCGUGCGCGGGGCCGCCGCCGGUGGACUGCAGGAGGGCCCGGCAACCGCGGUGCCCCGCGUCCUGCACAUGCACCAAAGACAACGCGCUGUGCGAGAGCGCCGGCCUCAUCCCCAGAGCCUUUCCGCCUGAUGUUAUCUCUCUGUCUUUCGUCAAGUCGGAAUUUACAGAGAUCCCCAGGGAGAGCUUCAUCCACACGCCCGCCCUGCACCUCCUCCUCUUCACGGCCAAUAACUUGGAGUCUCUAGAUGAGGACGCUUUCCUCGGCCUUCCUCAUCUGGAAUAUCUGUUCAUUGAAAACAACCAGAUCAAUUCCAUAUCGCCGUACGCUUUCCGAGGACUGAAAACCUUGGUGCAUCUGAGUCUGGCUUUCAAUAAUCUUGAAACCCUCCCCAAAGAUUUGUUCAAGGGCCUGGAAGCCUUGACUAAAGUAGACCUACGAGGGAACCGCUUCACGUGCGACUGUAAGCUGAAGUGGUUGGUGGAGUGGAUCUACAGCACAAACGCCACAGUGGAUCAAAUCUACUGCAAAGGCCCGUCGGCACUGCAGGACAAGAGGAUCAAUGACCUCAUGCCGCAGUCCUUCGACUGCAUCACCACGGAAUUUGCUUCAUACCAGUCCCUCAAAUUUGAAUCCAUAUCCGUGGAGGCCUUUACCUUCGGCGAAGACCAGUAUGUGGUUUUUGCUCAGCCCUUCAUUGGCAAGUGUAGCUUCCUGGAGUGGGACCAUGUCGAGAUGGUCUUCAGGAAUUUUGAUGAUAUUGACAGCACUUCCACGGUGAUCUGCAAACCUCUGGUGAUCGACAACCAGCUCUUCAUCAUCGUGGCUCAGCUCUUCGGCGGCUCGCACAUCUACAAGCGCGACACCUCAGCCAACAAGUUCAUCAAGCUCCAAGGAAUCGACAUCCUCAAGAUCCGCAAGCCCAACGACGUGGAGACUUUCCGCAUCGACGGCGAGUCCUUCUUCGCCAUCGCCGACAGCUCCAAGGCCGGCUCCACCACCAUUUACAAGUGGAACGGCAACGGCUUUUACUCGCACCAGUCGCUGCACCCCUGGUACCGCGAUACCGACGUGGAGUACAUGGAGAUCUCCUCCAAGCCUCACCUCAUCCUGUCCAGCAGCUCCCAGAGGCCCGUCAUCUACCAGUGGAACAAAGUCACCAAGCUCUUCGAGCGGCGUACCGACAUCCCCGAGAUGGAGGACGUCUACGCCGUCAAGCAUUUCAAGGUCAAAUCGGACCUCUUCCUCUGCCUGACGCGCUUCAUUGGUGAUUCCAAGGUGAUGCGCUGGGACGGCGCCCUCUUCAGGGAACUGCAGACGGUGCCGUCGCGCGGCUCCAUGGUGUUCCAGCCGUUAGCAGUGGGCAGCUGGCUGUACGCCAUCUUGGGUAGCGACUACUCCUUCACUCAGGUGUACCGCUGGGAUGCCAAGAAAGGCGAGUUCGUCCAUUUCCAGGAGCUCAACAUCCAGGCGCCCAGGGCCUUCACGCCCGUCUCCAUCGACAACCGCCAGUUCUUGCUAGCCUCCAGUUUCAAAGGGAAAACGCAGAUUUACGAGCAUCUGGUCAUCGACCUGAGCAACUGAACGGGUACGCCGAGAUGACGGCUGAUGCUAUCUUGAGAAAGGCGCGCGUUAUUAUACAAUGUGUUCUCCUUUCAAAGUGGGUAAAAGUAUUGGGACAUGUUAAAUAAAUUAAAAAAAUAAAAUAAAAAUUAAAAUAAAUAAAUGAAAAGAAAGAAACUAGAUCACGCUCACUUUAAAAAUUCAGAGACUUGAUUUAAUUAUCGACAUGAAAAUCUCUAGGACCCACAAAAUGUCUGAAAAUCCACAAGAGUCAUUUUUUCCCUUUUUCCAGGUUGUCCCAAUACUUUUUCUCUGCAGAUUCUAUUUUAGUCGCAUCAAGAUUGGGCGUAAUGCAUGCAUCUCAAGCUAGAAUCAGACUUCCUGCAUGAUCAGGCCGUCCACGCAUCAUCAUCAUCAUCAUCAUCAUCCGCAAAUCCAGAAUGUGCAUUAGAACAUGACUUUGCGUUACAUUCGUCCGCUCAUGUAUGUAUCAGCACAAAGUCAUGCUCACGUGGAACUUUUCAACCAAUCUGCCAAAAAAAAAAGAAAUGUUUACAUUUUUCAAAUUUGUAAAAAAAAAAAAAAGAAGCUUUUGUAAGGGGCAACAGCAGUGACAUUGAUAUUUAACAAAAUCUGCCUUCCUCACCUUGUCCAUUUUAAUCAUGAAUGUUUGUAUUUUUAAACUAUUGAUAUGUUUUUUUUCAGGAGCACUCGAGAUUUGUUUCACUUUUGUCUUUCGUGUACACAAACCGAUACUAACUAAACAGCCAUCUGUUUUCCAUUCGACUUUUUUUCAAAACUCAUUUAGUUGCCUGGUCUAGUUGUGGCGAAUCUGAAUCGUAGCAGCAGCGGCGGCUCGGACCGUGUUGACGGUUAGGAUGACAUCAUCGUUCACUAACAUUGCGCUAUUUCAAUAAAAGCUUCAAUCACUGA